AGUCUUUUUGUAUCCAACCAGAAACCAAUCCCACGAACACAGUACCUCUCAGAGCUUCUAGUCAGCCAUGGCCAGCGAGGUGCUCUCGGCAGUGUUCCAGUUUGCCCAGAUGGUGUACGCGGCCAACAAGCAGGUCAAUGCAAACAAGGCCGAAUGCAACGGCCUCGCCAGCCAGGUCCAGCUGGUGAUGACGUCUGUCGAGGUGUUCAGGAACCAUCCCAAUAUCGAGAUGAGUGUUGCAAUUCGCGCAAACCUCGGCGAGCUCCAAGUGAUCCUGAGGGAGAUUGUCGAGUACAUCCAGCGGUUUUCAGAAACUGGCACAAUCAAAAAGCUGCUGCUACACAAGAGCGACGCUGCGAAGGUUGAAGACUUCUACAAAAGGCUGGAGCAACAGAAAAGCAACGUGGUGCUGGCUCUGUCUGUUCAGGGUACCGCUGUUCACAACGAGCUGAUGAAAAUUUCCGCCAAGCAGGAACUCGAUCGGGCCAAAGCUCUCGCAGCUGCGGCGCAAAAAGACGAAGAACUUCGUCGAAGCCAAGAAGCGCAUCGCAAAGAAAUGGCCGAGAAAGACGAAGCUCAUCGCAAAGAAGCGGCCCGACAAGCCGAAGAACACCGCAACCAACUUGCGGCGGUGAGCGAAAAACAGGAUCGGAUGUUGUCUUUUGUCAAGAAACAAUUCAGCAAUACCCCGCCACCAAGCGCCGCGCUGAGCUCGCCGGGCUUUUCUUAUGGUCCUGUUGUUGUCACACCCGACCAGGUUUCCUCGCCGACUCUUCCGCCCGGGUCCGGUCCGGUGCCCGUCCAGCGCGCUGUGAGCCCAACCCCGUCCUCCACCUCUGUGCAGGAGUCCACCUACGGCAACAUCCCGGCCCACCGCGACCGCCAUGUUCCGAAGGUCACCGACACUGUUUAUCAGAAUGUUCCAUCCCACGCGCAACGUUCGGUCAGUCCCACUCCGCCACCCGCCGAGCCGCUUUACGGCAACCUUGCACCGCCCGUGCCGCCAAAGCCAAUGACUCUGGGCCGAAAUUUCGCUCCUUCUGUUCCUGGUGCCGGUAUUGUGCGGUCCUCCAGCAACGGCCCCAGCGACUUUGGGCGUCCUGCUGCUCCUUCGCGCCCAACUGUUCAGGGUGUUUUCCAGCAACCCAGCGCAGCUGCAGCUCCAACUCCAACUCCAACUCCACCAGCCAACCAUGUCGUGAAGGUGAAGGAGAAGGAGGCGGCGGCGCCUCGAGCGCGCCAUCCGACUCCUCAGUUGGCAGUCCCGCACACGGAGAUAAAUCUGCUGCCUGAAGGCAAUGGUGUGGAUCCACGAGAGGCGCAUCCGAGCGCAAACCCGCUGCUUGCUCCUCCAAGCAACGCAAUCAACCGCCGUAAUACGAUGACCGAUAUGCAGGGAGAUCUUGCAUCGGCGAGCGUCUCCUUGGAGCAGUACGUGCUGAGAGGCGUUCUCGGACAAGGCCAGUUUACCUCGGUCACGACAGCAACACCCCCAGCCACUGCCGCAGACCAGAGGCUCGUCGCCAUCAAGCGCCUCAAACGGGACUUGACAGACGGCGAACUCGACGUGUUUCAGCGAGAACUCCAAGAAGUGAUCAAGAUCAGCCAUCCCCUUCUCGCAUCGAUUGUCAACGUCUCUCUCACUCCGGAGCACUACGCCCUCGUGUAUGAAUGCAUCCAGCCGGGAAAUCUGACAAGCCUCCUCGCCAACUAUGACGAUUUCCCCGAGAUUACCUGGGAGCACAAACGCUCCAUUCUGCAAAACAUUGCCCGCGCCAUGAUCUUCUUGCACGAUCGCCUGAAGAAAUUGCAUCUCAACCUCAAGUCGUCCAACAUCCUGGUGGACAAGACGAUGCACAUUUGGGUGUCAGAUUUCGGGUUUUACGAGACGCGCCGCGCGCUCCGCGACAACGCGCCCAACCGGAGUGUGCCGUGGAUGGCGCCCGAGCUUCUCUCGGCCACAUCCGCAGCCGCACCGCCCACGGAACUGGCUGACGUCUACUCAUUUGGCGUUAUUGCCUGGGAGCUGGUCACCCGCGAGCUCCCGUAUCGCGGUCAGACGAGCGAUCAAAUUAUCAAGUUUGUCUCCAGCGGCCAACGUCUCGCAUUUCCCAACACCCCCGACGCAGCCAAGCUGCAGACGCUCAUUUCAGACUGCUGGGCUGCACAAGCGAGUAAGAGACCAAAUUUCAAAGGCGUGAACCAUGCCAUUGAAAAACUUGCCAAGUAGCUGUGUCUGGUUGAUGUGCGUGAUUUUUUUUGUUUUUGUGUUUGCUUUGCCUUGCUAGCCCUCGUGUUUUGCUGACUUCAUGUUUGCGUCGUCUCUCACUCUGCCCGUCAAUCGGUCGGGUUGAAUGUUGUUGUUGUUGUUGUUGUUAUUGUUGUUAUUGUCCUGUGGGGUCGUUUUAGCCCCUCCCCUCUCUUUCUUGCAACAAUAAACUGCAUGUGAUUUUGCCAA
Molecule: messenger RNA, 2458 nt
Organism: Capsaspora owczarzaki ATCC 30864
Lineage: Eukaryota; Filasterea; Ministeriida; Capsasporidae
Exons: 2
Coding region: 68-2230 (720 amino acids)
Biological process (GO): protein phosphorylation; cell surface receptor signaling pathway
Molecular function (GO): ATP binding; protein kinase activity
Source: RefSeq, a predicted model, not a curated record